Messenger RNA from Phaedon cochleariae (mustard beetle), 411 nucleotides. The record is from the annotation of a GenBank genome assembly. NCBI's taxonomy places the organism in Eukaryota, Metazoa, Arthropoda, Insecta, Coleoptera, Chrysomelidae.
AUGCAGCAAGGUCGUCGCACGGCCAGCCUGAAGGCCUCUUACGAGGCCAUCAACAGUGCCGGCGGUGGACACGGCGGCGGCGGCCACGAGUACGGCAUCGGCAGAGAAUUGGCGGGCGCCGCGCAGACCGCCAUCCAGGCCAUCCAACAGGAUCACGCCAACAACAAGAAGAAACAAAACACCUCCAACUCGUCCCUAUCGGGGGCGACAGGGGCGGCGUCGGCGACGGGGGCGGCCUCGGGCACGACCGCCCCCGUCUCCCCCGCCCUCGAUGCCGCCGCCCUUACGCCCGCCUCUGGAGCAGCCGCCGAAGUGACGGACGGCGAAUGGACGUACGACCCGAACGAGCCGCGGUACUGCCUCUGCAACCAGGUGUCCUACGGGGAUAUGGAUGAGGGAAUUACAUCGUAA